Molecule: messenger RNA, 3880 nt
Organism: Nomia melanderi (Alkali bee)
Lineage: Eukaryota; Metazoa; Arthropoda; Insecta; Hymenoptera; Halictidae
Source: RefSeq, a predicted model, not a curated record
UCAGAAGUACAUUGAGUAUGAAGGCGACAGGACGGAGAAGAGCGUCCUCUCGCAGAAGGGCAGGGCUGGCAUGAGGGUGAACUCGAUAUACUCGCAGGACCGCUGGUACAAGGAGGCGCCGAUCUUCUGCACCGACUCGAAGGACGGAUCCUUUCAGAGAGCCAACUCGCUUCCGGUGCGAACGCAGACUCCGUCCUCCCAAAAUCGCGUGAAUCUCCGGCGCAGCGUCAGGGGAGAGCCACCCCCGCAUCCGGCCAGGCUGAGGAAACACCGGCACGGAUGGACCCUGCAUCUAGCCCGGCCCCUCAAGACUUCCGGUUGCUCCAGGUCCCUGGUGCUCCUGCUGGUCGUCAUCUUGACGCUGCUGGGGAUCGGCGCCGUUGCUCUCUACAUUGUUUUCGAACCCGAGAAGCUGCAGGUCAUCCAACAGUACCUGAAAUCGUCAGCGAACGACACGUCGACGGUGGAAACGUUCAGCACGGGGAAACUGCUGACGAACGGGACGAGCGUCACAUCGUCAACGACAACGACGUCCACGAUAAAGUCUACGACGAGCAACAGCUUAAUCGCGGGCAUCCUUCUAAGCGGGGACCAGUCAUUUCCGGAGAACAACGUCGCUGGUACCACCGUGAAGCCGGAAACGGAAGCGAGCACGUCGGUCAACUCCACCAGAUACUGCGACGACUGUCUUGACGGCGAGGUGUGCGUCGCGCUCGUCGACGAGGAGGUGCCUACCUGCAGGACUGGAUUAGAUUCCGAGGAUCCGACGGGAUGCGCUGGCUUCUGCCUCGUCAAUAAACAAAAGUGUCAUCGUCUCGACGUGGACGCGUUCAGGUGCGUGGAGGUUGACCACUACUGCCUGGACGACGAGUGGACGUGCGCGAACACCCUCUGCAUUCCUUCAGAGAAGCGCUGCGACGGGCACAUGAACUGCUACGACCAUUCGGACGAGUACAAUUGCGUCUGCGACUCGAAGACGCAUUUCCAGUGCGGUAAUGAGACUUCCUGCCUUCCGUUGGAGAAGAGAUGCGACCGCAAGAUAGAUUGCUGGGAUGCGGCGGACGAGAUUAACUGCACGCUCGGUCCCUGUCCAUCGGAGAACGAAUUCGCGUGCAACGACGGACAGUGCAUAUUGAAGGCUCGCUUCUGCGACGGCCUGACGGACUGCGUCGACGGAUCCGACGAACCAUCUGGCUGCCAGGAACGUUGCAACAAGCACGAAUUCACGUGCCAAAACAGUAGGUGCAUCGCGAAGGGGAUGAAAUGCAAUGGGAUUGAUGACUGCGGCGACGGGACCGAUGAGAGGCACUGCAAACACCGAUUCCCAUGAUCUGCCCUGCCGGCCGAGCGUAUAUCACAGUAUUUUUGUUACGAGAAAGAGUGACCAAUGUAAUUAAUGUAUAUGUAUAUAUGCUCUGUGUGUGUGUAUGUAUGUAUAUGUAUAUAUAUAUAUACACACACACACAUAUACAUAUAUAUGCCAUUGUACCGUAUAGAUUACGCAGUGAUGCAUAAUAAAUUGUUUACAAGCGGUAUAUACAGUUGAUGAAAUUAGGAAACGAUAUAGUUUUAUUAAUGUAUUAUAGAGUCGAUUACAAUGCUGUUCUCUUUUUGUACCGCGACGAGCAACUUUUCUCAAUGGAACACCGUAUAUAGGUAUUGUAUGUUUCCUUUACAGAGUACUACAGAUACACAACACGUAUUUGUUUAUGCAUUUACGCGCUCUCCCCUGACAUCACCAUCCAAACAAGAGAUAUUUUUCGUCGCGUUUGUACACACAUUCGAGAUUUAUGCGAGUCUUCCAGAAGCCAGGCCGAUCACACGCCGCUCUGUAAAUUCUUGAUUUCAAUGUUUGUGUAUUGAUUUUUAUCCUGUUCACGUCGUGUAUCACUAUGUUCAUCGAUAGACUGUGAAUCUUAUACUGAUACACGUUAGCACUAGAUUUACUGACAUUUACUGUACUAUGUUCUACUGUUAGAAAAAUUGUUGUCCGUUCAUUUAGGUCUUAGAAAUUAGAGGCUUAAGAGUAGACAAUUAGGAUACAUAUUUUAAUAAAAAUCGACCUAAACGUUUACCAAAUAAUGCUUGUAAAAUUCAGUGAGUGAAAUUGAUUCGUUCAGUAAAUCUAGUGUUGACUAUGUUAAGGACCACUGAAAUUUGUUACUUAUAGAACCCUGUAACUGUUAACACGUUGAAUGCCGUAUUUCAUACAACAAAAUACCCAAAACGAAAAAAUAUAAUAUUAAAUGAUUUGAUUGAAUUGCACUGUUAUUAUUGCAUGUUCAUCCAGCUGAAUGUCAUCGCAUUAUUUAUAAUAUAGAAAUCUUUUCAAAUAAUCAUAGUUUAACUGAGUGAACUACAGUAAUCCGAUUCGGCUGGGGGUCACCGGUGACCCACAUGACAUUCAAUGUGUUAAAACGAAUCCUCUUCUGAUCCAUUGUUAAGAGAUUGGAAUCUGUGUAAGCAUCCGCAGUCUAAUCGUCGACAUUCAGAUGUGUAGAAUUCUGAACAUUGUACCUGCUAUGAUCUGAUCAUACACAACGACUCGUUUAAAUUCUCAGCAGUGUAAACGGUACCACGAAAUACAAUGCAUUAAAGUAACUCGAUGACUUCUAACGCAGUAAUUCGGAUAAUGACAAUAUGAACGUGACACGUCCUCAAGUCUGAUUAAAUCUACAUUGCACUGAAUGCAUCAGUGGACAGCAAAUGUUCAUGUGAAACAGAUAAAGGAACCAAAUGAAAGCUCACUAGACAAGAAAGUAUGUUCAAUGCGUGUCUCACUCGACCGAGAUUUUUAUUUUACUGGAUUUCAUUCAGCAGCAUUUAUUGUAAAUGCAUAAAAACUCGCGGCCCGAACGCCAGUUACGUGUAAUGAAAUGUUGAUCAGUUUGGCUAUUGAGAGACUCUCACGUAUAGCAUAUAUUUUUGUAUACAGUGGAUUGCCUCGUUCCUGUAUAAAAGCUCCGAACAUAUACGAGCGCAUGGAAUUUCUCGCGAAACUCUGCUAGUCCCUUAUCUAAAUAAGAAGUGAUCAACGCGAUAAAUAUAUACAGAUACACAGACUAUUACCAAAAAUAGUCGAUCAAACUCUUAGAGCACGCACCACUUGUAACAGUAAUAAUCACAGACGUCUAAUGAGUCUUCCUCUAAACCGAAGAGAUCAGUGUAUCUAAUUCUAUUUCAAUUAUUGAAAGCUUAAUGCAACCAUUUACUGCUAUGCAUUCACAUAUCCAAGGAAGAACCUUUACAAUCAGAAUUCCUAGUAGCUAUCAGAAACUGUUCCAACUGUUUACAACUCGCAGGUACUUUAAAGUAACAGUAUCAUUAAAAUAUUCUAAACCAAACACGUGUACAAAUUGUUUUAAUACAAAUUUAAAGUACCAGUCAACGAAUCUUUGGGGAUAAUUGAACAACCAGGUUACAUGUUUCUGUCAUAAACAUUUCUGUCGCAAGUGGUGCACGUUCCCAGAGUUAUAGACCGUCUAUUUCAAGAGCGUCCUGUGAAAUAACGCAGGUUCCGAGGACGCCGUUAACAUAGAACGGGGUUGGCCUCCGUUCUCCCGGAAACAAGCGCGGUUCCCAUGGAUCCUCUCGAGUGUCUCGAGGCAUGAUUUAGAGAAACUCGUCCGGCUCUCUCGGUGCGUCGAGAUCGCGAUAAUGAAUGACUGGUCGGAAGUCUCCUCCACCGCCACUGCAACGUUGAACAACAAUUAGAACGUGUAAUUCCAGUCUGAGAAUAAUAUUAGACAAAUUGAACGUGCACGUAUAUGUAUAUGUAUAUGCGUACGCCUGUGACGUGUACGUACAUAUAUACAUACACACCCAUAGAUUCAUGGUGAAGCCGACCAACAAAUUGCGUGUGACAUACGACCAACUGGAC